Molecule: messenger RNA, 1098 nt
Organism: Glycine soja
Lineage: Eukaryota; Viridiplantae; Streptophyta; Magnoliopsida; Fabales; Fabaceae
Product: endochitinase PR4-like
Exons: 2
Coding region: 34-858 (274 amino acids)
Biological process (GO): chitin catabolic process; carbohydrate metabolic process; cell wall macromolecule catabolic process
Molecular function (GO): chitin binding; chitinase activity
Source: RefSeq, a predicted model, not a curated record
CAUCAAUCAAAUACUAAUAGUUUCUCCCGCAAAAUGAUAGGAAAGAAAUUCUUAUGCGUUGUUGUAGCGGUGGCCUUUGUUAUGAUAACAAAGGUGCCCCAAAAUGUGAGUGCUCAAAACUGUGGUUGUGCUGAAGGGUUAUGUUGCAGCCAACAUGGGUAUUGUGGUAACGGUGAGGAGUACUGCGGCACAGGGUGCAAGCAGGGUCCUUGUUAUUCGAGCACACCAAGUACUAACAAUGUUAAUGUGGCUGACAUUGUCACACCACAAUUCUUCAGUGGCAUAAUUGAUCAGGCUGACUCUGGCUGUGCUGGCAAGAACUUUUACUCACGAGAUGCUUUUCUUAAUGCUCUCAAUUCCUAUAAUGACUUUGGUAGACUUGGUUCCGAGGAUGACUCCAAGCGCGAGAUUGCAGCUGCUUUUGCCCAUUUCACACAUGAAACUGGACAUUUUUGCCACAUUGAAGAGAUUAAUGGUGCAUCGCAGGACUACUGCGACGAGAAUACGAUUUCACAGUAUCCGUGCCUUUCUAACAGAGGUUACUAUGGGCGUGGUCCGAUCCAACUAACAUGGAACUUCAACUAUGGACCUGCUGGACAGAGCAACGAUUUUGAUGGAUUGAACGCUCCUGAAACAGUGGGCAAUGAUCCUGUGAUUUCUUUCAAGACAGCACUGUGGUACUGGAUGCAACACGUGCGCCCUGUCAUCAACCAAGGCUUUGGUGCAACCAUCAGAGCCAUUAACGGUCAACUUGAAUGUGAUGGUGCCAACCCUUCCACAGUUCAGGCUCGCGUUAAUUACUACACUGACUACUGUAGACAAUUCGGUGUUGCCACCGGUGAUAAUCUUACUUGCUAAGGUAGCAAGCCACGCUACCUAUACACAUAUUAUAUAGAAUAAAUUAUGUAUCUUCUUAUACCACUCAUUUUUUCUUUUCAAUAAAGAAUUGAAGGCUUGUUCCCUCGCUCAAUUCACUUUUAGGAGGAGUUUUAAACGUAUAUAUCUUCAUUCACACUUGUAUGAGAGAGAUUAAUUCUUCUAGAUUUCUUUAUGUCCAUGAAUUUGAAACUCAAAUAUAAUAAGAUUACGUGUUUAAUA